Molecule: messenger RNA, 2376 nt
Organism: Anguilla anguilla (European eel)
Lineage: Eukaryota; Metazoa; Chordata; Actinopteri; Anguilliformes; Anguillidae
Product: probable tRNA methyltransferase 9B
Exons: 5
Coding region: 692-2011 (439 amino acids)
Biological process (GO): tRNA wobble uridine modification
Cellular component (GO): cytoplasm; nucleus
Molecular function (GO): tRNA binding; S-adenosylmethionine-dependent methyltransferase activity
Source: RefSeq, a predicted model, not a curated record
AAUGUAAAGGCACGAGUGUGCCUUGUUUGAAAGCCGGGAACAGUUACAUUUCAAACGUUUCAGUUAAUCAUUGCAACAAAAGCCUGCCUGGCUGGCUGGCGUCAUAGUGAGAGAACGUGCUGCAGGAAUGACAAUAAGAGUGACAGAAGAAGUUGGAAUGUGACCGGGGAAGGAAAGAGAGGUUGCGCGCUCACACAGAAGGGUGGGCAGAGGAGCCUUGUUAUCCGUGCACCGCUCCGCAGCUGGAAACAGAAGCCUGGAAGGGCUGUCAAACGAAGAGCGGAUUCAUUUUGUCACCUGUGACUGAAUGAGGAGAGGAAGCAUUUACGUUUAUAACAGAUUACAGCAGCUCCUCUCCUGCCGGAGUGCUGGAGCGGUUGAUGCUGCGCGCUGGCUGGCCUCCUCUGCUCUCCCGGGGACAGCGGCACAAAUGAGCGCCGUCUGGCAGGCGCGGAGGGUCCGGGGGGAGACGGAAGCACGCUGACGGAGCGGGACCGCUGCCGUGCCGAAACCAUCUCAGAUGCGCUGCCGUCCUGGGACAGGUGCGAGCCGGAGCAGGAACAGGAUCGAAGCGAUGUGGGGGGAAAAAAGGACAAACAAACAGGGCUUGGCGUCGGUGAUGAGAAUGACUUGCAUACUAAGCAGGACACCGUGGCCUGAGUCACAACGGAAAUGCACCUGAAGAACAAGGAUGGAGACUGAAGCGGCCUUUCUGGAGAGGCGCUAUGUGCACAGCGUCUACGAGAAGACCGCUCCCUACCUGGGCCACCUGCAGGGCAAGGCCUGGCCUCGGGUUCGACAGUUCCUCCUCCAACAGAAACCGGGCAGUCUGGUGGCUGACAUUGGCUGUGGCACUGGGAAGUAUCUGAAUGUCAAUCGUGAAGUCCGCACGGUGGGCUGUGAUCUGUGUGGCCCCCUAGUGGCCAAAGCCAGGAAGCAGGGGAAUGAAGUGCUGGUGUGUGACAACCUUCGCCUCCCCUUCAGGAACAGCAUCUUCAGCGCUGUCAUAUCCAUCGGCGUGAUUCAUCAUUUUUCCACCCCGGAGAGGAGGGUGUGCGCGAUAAGAGAGAUGGCGAGGACGGUGGCCCCGGGAGGGGAGCUCAUGAUUUACGUCUGGGCCCAGGAACAGAAGCUGCGCCGCUUCCCCAAGCAGGACGUCCUGGUGCCGUGGAACGGGGCCUUGUGCUCCAGGAACUCUUCCGAAUCCGGGGACGCGCGUUCGGGUCGCGCCGACCUGCCGGAGGGCCGCGCGGGGACGGACCCCCUGGGGGGCGGGACGGGCGGGCGGCGCGCCCACAGUUUGGGGGGGGACUACGUGGCGAUGGGCAGGUGCUGCUUCAGAAUCCCGUCCCAGCGGGAAGACGCCAGGGCGCCCCGCGCCUGCUUGAGCCGGGCCCUGCGGUCCUGGUUCUUCUCCAAGUCCCUGGACGAGUCCGGCAUGAGGCGCUGCGUGGAGGGGCUUCAGCUCCGGAGCGGCCCGGCGCAGUGGGCGGACAGCGCGGUUCUGGUUCAGCCCGUCCGGCACGGCAGCGUCGAUCUGGGCCUCGGCGGCCCGCUGCUCCGGCAGACCAGCCUCGACGACGACGACGACGACGUGUUCGCGGAACCGGCGAAUCAGGAGGAGGAGGAGGCGGGGGAGCAGUGGCUGAAAGUCGCCGGCGCUCUGACAGAGGUGAACGGGGGCGAGCGAGGACGCGCCCGCGGGGACCACGUCGCCGCGGAAACCCGCCAGCUCUCCGCCGCGGUGAGGAGCGCGAACGUCUUGAACCGCGGCGCCGGGACGCGAGCCGCCCCGCCGGGCUCCGCGGGCUCCAUCCUGGAGACGGUGAGCCUGGACGGGCGGGAGGGCGACCGGGCGGACGCUGGAGACCUGAUGCGCUACUACCACGUUUUCAGGGGAGGAGAGCUGACCCGCCUGAUCGAGGACAGCGUCCCGGAGCUCAGCGUUCAGAGCUCCUGCUUCGACCACGGAAACUGGUGUGUGAUCGCCAAGAAAAAGGGGUCCUCUUAAGAGCCUUUCUCCAAUAACGAUCAGAAUGUCCAUCAUUCGAACAGCAUCGGCAGUGUACUCUAUAUCUGGAACUAUUAUUAUGACCUACAUGGGAAAAUUAGAUAGUGAAUUCCCAUUAACUGUACUAAAUCAGUUUUCAUUAGGCCUACCCUUAUUGUCUCAUUGUUUUGACAACCCCCCCCCCCCCCCCCACAUAGAAAAUUACUCAAUAUAUGAAUCAUAUCAGGUACAAAAACAAUACAAUUCAGUGUCCAAUAUCAAUCUCUUGUCAAGUUUAAGUUUGAGUUUUGCACUCAUCUGUUUUAAAUUGUGUCCAAAAUGAUAAUUUACACAUAAAAAAUAAAUUAUCUUGCUCAUAAGAUGAA